CACCAAGACACAACUAUUUAAAUAGUAAGCUAAGGAAAGAAAAAAAAACACGCAAGAAACAUUAAGUGAAUAAUAAUUGCAUAAAACAUAUAGUAUUUGGUGCCAAAUAGGUUAAUAAUGCGUCCGAUUUUAUUCCAAUUUUACACAAUCGAAAUUUUACUCAACAUGGUAUUGAUGUUCUGCCAUAUCCACGGGUUUCUGAAGCAAUCUCUGGAUUUCUUGCCGCUCUGGUCACAUAUUUGCCACUACUUCAGUUGGGCAUCCUUCUAUAUAUUCACGGUGUUAACAAUUUUUGCUAGUAUCAACAUCUGCACGGGACAUCAAUUUUGCAUUUUUGAAGAAAUCGUACGCACCAUGGUCGGCUUUUUAUUGUACAUUUUCAUAUCGCUGAUGAUCCUGGAGAAUGGAGAGCGCGACUUCCACUUGUUCCACACUCGGGGUGAAUAUCAAUUGGAAGUGGAGAAGCCACUGCAUCCAGUCUUUAGCUAUAUGCGUGUACAGGCUCUCUGCGCUCUAUGCUGCGGCGUCAUCUAUCUGUUGCACGGUGUCAUUGUCAUUGAUGUUCUGAUCUCCAACAAACAACGGCCAGAUGAGGAUGAGAGUAGCAGCGAAGGCGAACCUGGUGCUAAAAUACCCGUUCGCCUCUAUGUCCUGGGCGAGAUAGUUCAGUCGCGUCUCCAGCGUUACAAAUGGUUCAAUGAUUUCGAUCUUGGCGAAGACUUGAAUAUUUAAAUAUUUACCAUUAUAUACAGAUAUUUUAUGUAUGUAUAUUUAUAAACUUUUGGCAAUGCGGUCUUUACUAAA
Molecule: messenger RNA, 804 nt
Organism: Drosophila novamexicana
Lineage: Eukaryota; Metazoa; Arthropoda; Insecta; Diptera; Drosophilidae
Exons: 1
Coding region: 118-732 (204 amino acids)
Source: RefSeq, a predicted model, not a curated record